AUUAAUAUAAACAAGAAUAUAUGGGCGAUGUACUUUAGUAAUCUGCUUCCGAAGUUGGUGGAAGAUGGUGAAGAUGGCAACUACAGUUCCAGUGCCGUGUGCGAUGCAAUUUGCCUGCAGGCCUUAUCAAAGAGAAUACACUACGGAAAAUUUGUCGCCGAAGCGAAGUUCAGAGAAAAUCCUGGUGCCUAUGAAAAAACCAUAAAAGCCCAAGACAGCGAAGAGCUCAUGAGGAUUCUAACAUACAAAUCGGUAGAAGAGAAGGUGAAGAGGAGGGUGCAAGCGAAGGCUGAAACUUACGAGCAGGAGAUCAACAUUGGGAAGGAGAAAGAUCGUUCUCUUCCCCAUUUCAAGAUCCAGCCAAGUUUAGUUGCUGAGCUCUAUGAUGAUUCCCCGUUCCAUCCGAGCGAAUCAUCGGGCCGUCGGAUCUCGGACGACGGAGAUUUCAGAUCCGAACCAAAUCUUUGCUUUGAGAUUCGAUCUCGUGAAGAUGUAGGGUUCGAUGGAACGGGGAGAGAGAGGAGAAAGGAGGAGACCAAAACCCUAGAUCAGAUCUAGGGUUUCGACGAGAGAGGAGAAGG
This is a messenger RNA of Asparagus officinalis (garden asparagus), 581 nucleotides long. RefSeq names its product chorismate mutase 3, chloroplastic-like. Gene Ontology annotation, cellular component: cytoplasm. The record is from RefSeq and is a predicted model, not a curated record. The transcript has 3 exons. NCBI's taxonomy places the organism in Eukaryota, Viridiplantae, Streptophyta, Magnoliopsida, Asparagales, Asparagaceae. Gene Ontology annotation, biological process: chorismate metabolic process; aromatic amino acid biosynthetic process. The coding region runs from base 28 to 558 and encodes 176 amino acids. Gene Ontology annotation, molecular function: chorismate mutase activity.